AUGAAUCAAAGCACACGAGACACUGGAAAAACAGGUCCGACGGCAGCUGAAUAUCAAAGGCAGAGAUCGGACGAGUCAACAAAUAUUAUGAGUAAUAAUAAUAGUGAUGGAGGUGAUAGAGGUGAGUAUGAAGAUGAGUAUGGAGGUCAAAAUGGGAAUGGCGAUGAGGAUUGUAGCGGAGAUGAUAGCGUUGAGUAUGAAGAUGAACAUGAACAUGAAGGGAAUGAAGAUGAUAGAGGUAAGUAUGAAGAUGAACAUGAAGGCAAUGGAGACGAGGAUGGUAGUGGAGAUGAUAGUGGUGGUGAGUAUGGAGAUCUAAGUGGAGAUGGAGACGGAGAUGGUAGUGAGUAUAGUAGUAGUGAAGAAUCAGAUGAAAAUAACUCUACAGAAGAUGAAAUAACCAUAGAUGGUUUGACAGAUAUUUUGAAGAUUGAUAUGAAAAAUAUUAGCAUUGAUGAUGUUAGUAGGUACGAUUUUUGUGAUUUAGAAGUUGCUUAUCAAUUCAAUUGUUGGUAUUCUAGAAUGAAUGGUUUCUCUGUACGCAAAAGCAAGGUUGGUAGGAAUAGCAAGGGUGAAAAGUUGCAACAAACAUUUGUUUGUUCAAAUGAAGGAUACAGAGAAGAUAAGGGUUUAAAUACGAAAAGUCGAAAGCGUGAACCAAGGCGUGAAACUAAGUGUGGUUGUGAGGCUAAAUUUCGUGUUCACAUUAAUACUCUAUCAGGGAGAUGUGCAGCUGAUGAUUCUCAAAUUCAAAGUUUUAGAAAAGUUGGGAUUAAGACUUGUCAAGUGUUUGGUUCGUUUGCAAACAACUCUGGAGGGUAUCACAAGAUAGGUUUUAUAAAAAAGGACCUAUAUAAUCAAGUUGGUAAACAAAAACGCCAACAAUCAUCUGAUGCCUCUACCGCGUUAAAGUUUCUCAAAGAUGUGGGAUCUAAAGACCCGUUGAUGUUUGUUAAGCACACAAUUGACAAUGAAGGGAGGUUGCAACAUCUAUUUUGGUGUGAUGGGGAAAGUAGAUUGAAUUAUAGAGUGUUUGGUGAUGUCUUGGCUUUUGACGCCACAUAUCGGAAGAUCAAGUAUAUGUGUCCUUUUGUCGUAUUUUCUGGUGUUAAUCACCAUAAUCAAAUAGUUUUUGCAACUGCACUUGUGUCGAAGGAGAAUGAAGAAACAUAUGUGUGGCUUUUGGAACAAUUUAUGGAGGCAAUGGAAGGCAAGAUGCCAAUCUAUGUUAUAACUGAUGGUGAUUUAGCCAUGAAGAAUGCAAUACGGAGAGUAUUUCCUAGAGCCCACCACCGGUUAUGUGCAUGGCAUUUGCUAUGCAAUACAAUUAGCAAUGUAGGUAUUCCAGAUGUCAUGCCGUACCUAAAGAAGUGCAUGUUAGGUGACAUUGAAGUGAGUCGAUUCGAAGAAACAUGGGAUGAAAUGGUUAAUAAGUUUGGAUUGGAAGACAACACUUGGAUAAGAGAUUUGUAUGAAAAAAGAAACAUGUGUGCUACAGCUUUGAUAUGUGGAAAUUUUUUUGCAGGGAUAAGGACCACUUCAUGGUGUGAAGCGUUGCACAGUCAUAUUGGAAAGUUUGUUCAGUCGAGAUGUAAUUUAACUGAUUUUGUUGAACAAUUCCAUAGGUGCCUUACUUACUUUCGGUUUAGGGAAGUGGAAUCUGAUUUUGAAUCGAAUUAUGGUCAGUUUGUGUUGCAAACAAGUUUGAGGUCCAUUGAGAGGUUUGCAUCAAGGCAUUUCACAAAUAAGAUGUUUAUUUUAUUUCGACCCGUCUUAUCUAAGGCAUCCUUAAUAAGGGUGUUGGAGUGCCAUGAGAUGGCAAUGUACUCAAUUUAUUUGGUGACAAAGUGGAAGAGUUCUAGAAUAGUGUGGAAUGUUUCUUAUUGCCCAUCACCUGUAGAUAUUAGAUGUUCUUGCCAAAGGAUGGAGUCCAUAGGUUUGCCUUGUGAGCACAUUAUAGUUGUGUUGGUGAACUUAGACUUUGAUGAGUUGCCUGGAUAUUUGGUAUUGAAUAGAUGGUCUAAGACUGCGAAGGAAAACAUUAGCGGAAGUUGCACAAAUGCCUCAUUUUACUGGGAUUCUCAUUUGAUUGCUAGACUUGCAAAUUUACACUAUUUAUUUAAAGAAUUAGCAGUGGUUGCACACCGCAAUGAUGAAGACUACAAACAUAUUGUUAAUCUCAUGACAGUUGAAAUUAAUAAGUUGAGAGAGAAGCAUGGAAAUGCAGGCAGUGCAGAAAAUAUCGAGACUGAAAACAUUGACGAGACACUAAAGGAUCCCGAAAUUGUGAGAUCGAAGGAAUAUGGCCAGAGCACUAAAGGAUCCAGCUAUAAGUGCGGCGCUUGUGGUAUAGUUGGGCACAAUAUAAGAUCUUGCCAAAACAUUACUGCUAAUACAACAAUGAACGAACAGUCUGACAGUCAAAUGCAUCAGUUUGGAAGCUCCGCUGCUGAGUUUAUGCUUUCAAGCAGUCAUUCCUAG
Molecule: messenger RNA, 2481 nt
Organism: Trifolium pratense (red clover)
Lineage: Eukaryota; Viridiplantae; Streptophyta; Magnoliopsida; Fabales; Fabaceae
Product: protein FAR1-RELATED SEQUENCE 5-like
Exons: 4
Coding region: 1-2481 (826 amino acids)
Biological process (GO): regulation of DNA-templated transcription
Molecular function (GO): zinc ion binding
Source: RefSeq, a predicted model, not a curated record